CACGUGUUUCAUUUCGCGUACUUUCGGACGGCGGUUGAUAUUCGCGUCAUGUGCACAAAAUUGUGAUUUCGGACCCUAAACAAAAUGGAACACCGUGAACCUAUUUCGUCAAACAAAAACAAUUUUCGGCAAAAAUUCUUGUAAACCGCAAAACUAAACGCAGUUCAAACUAGGUUCUUUUAUUCGGUUCCUUGAUUUGUUCGUUUAUUAUUUUCAUCACAAACUAAUGCAGUUAAAACGGUUUAAGUUUAUUAUAUUUGAGUUCUUUUCGUUUCCAAUGAAACUAUAACACACUCGAAGAAACUGUAAACCGACAGACGGAUAGAAGUAAAGAGAACGAAGCAGAAGUAAGAUGGCGCUUGCAUCUUCUGUGAGCCUGUACUACUCAAUCGUGCAGCGGGCGGCGAGGCACUACCUAGAAGAUUAUUGUCACACAGAUACGACAGCGCCUUAUGUGUUGUAUAAGGAUGGAGUGGAACGCGCUCCGCCUGGUACGCAAUGGGGCGGCGCUGUUUUGGACGGAGGCUACCAAGCCAUGCAACAUCAGAGCCCUGGCGGACCUUCACCACAACCCGAGCCACAACUCGCCUCUCCAGCCCCUUCACCCUAUCCUCCCGCACCACCGCCACCAGAUCAAUCAGCGGACGAGGCAGCUCAGCAACUGGCCCAGCAACAAGCUCAACAACAGGCUCAACAACAAGCUCAACAACAACAAACAUCGCCAGAUCAUUUGCAAGUAGAUCAACAGCUGCAAAAUCAACCGCAACCAACGGCGCAAGAUCAUCUUGACAGAACUCCUUGCUUCGUUCCACAACCGGACUUACAACAACAAUACGCUACGCCCUACUUCAAAGAAACGAGACCGACUAGUCACAUGCUUGGAACCGGUGGAUUUCCGCUACAUUACUUAAAACAAAAUGGCGGAGUUCUUUCACUAGAGGGCCCGCUGGAUCAGUAUGCAACUCCAGACUUACGGCAUUUACCAGACAUCGUACAACCCGAGCCACCCAAGCCUCGAAAACACAAUCCCAACUCUGAACUUCGCCUUUUCAAGUGCCUGACCUGCGGCAAAGACUUCAAGCAAAAAUCUACAUUGCUACAGCACGAGCGCAUCCACACGGACUCGAGACCUUAUGGUUGCCCGGAGUGCGGCAAGCGGUUUCGCCAGCAGUCCCACCUGACGCAGCAUCUGCGCAUCCACGCGAACGAGAAACCGUACGCGUGUGUGUACUGCCCGCGCUCGUUCCGGCAGCGCGCCAUCCUCAACCAGCACCUGCGCAUCCAUUCCGACGUUUCACCGCACCUAAUCUUCAAGAACGGGACGACGCCGACGUUGUGGCCUCAAGAUGUGCCGUUCCCUCCCGAUGAAAACAAGGAGGAAGUGCAGUCGACCUAUGGAGACACGGAUGGGCAGAAUGGUGAACAACGUGGAUCUUGCUUCUCACCAGGUGAUACGGCACAGUACCCCGCUUACUUCAAAGAUACUAAGGGUCUUAACCAUGCCGUCUUCGGUUCUAGUCUUUCACUUCAGUAUCUGAAAGGUGGAAAACUACCGGAUGUACUAGGCGGACGAGCAAUGCCUCUUUAUGUGCGCUGUCCAAUUUGCCAAAAAGAAUUCAAACAAAAGUCAACAUUACUGCAACAUGGCUGCAUACAUAUAGAAUCACGGCCAUACCCAUGUCCAGAGUGUGGUAAGCGUUUUCGUCAGCAGUCACAUCUAACACAACAUCUGCGCAUUCACACAAAUGAAAAGCCAUAUGGGUGUGUUUAUUGUCCUCGAUUUUUCCGGCAACGGACGAUAUUGAAUCAACAUCUCCGCAUACAUACAGGAGAGAAGCCGUACAAAUGUACGCAGUGUGGAAAAGAUUUCAGGCAAAAGGCGAUACUCGACCAGCACACACGCACCCACCAGGGCGAUCGACCAUUCUGUUGCCCAAUGCCCAACUGCCGGCGUCGGUUCGCUACGGAACCGGAAGUCAAAAAACACAUUGAUAACCACAUGAACCCGCAUGCGGCGAAGGCGCGACGGGCCGAUGCAAAGACUCCGAGACCGCUGCCACCCGCGGCGGCUGUCGUGAAACCGGAGUUGUACUUCCCGCAGUGCUACGCACCGCCGUUCCAGCAGUUCCCUGCGACAAGCGCUGCCGAGUUCAAGCCGGCUGUAGGUCCGGGCUCGGCCGUAGCUUGCCUGCCCGCGCAGUGA
Molecule: messenger RNA, 2203 nt
Organism: Nymphalis io (European peacock)
Lineage: Eukaryota; Metazoa; Arthropoda; Insecta; Lepidoptera; Nymphalidae
Gene: jim
Product: myeloid zinc finger 1
Exons: 3
Coding region: 353-2203 (616 amino acids)
Biological process (GO): negative regulation of transcription by RNA polymerase II; regulation of cytokine production; regulation of immune system process
Source: RefSeq, a predicted model, not a curated record